AUGUCGAAAUCUCUAAAAUCCCACCCCGACCGCGUCCCCGCCGACUCCCCCGAACGCCCCGCUCGGACGCGCAAAUUCCAAGAAAUCAACGACGCCUAUUACACGCUAUCGGACCCAACGCGGCGGCGCGAGUAUGACGAAGCCCGUGCCUACGCCGAAGCCGAGGAGGAAGUCGAAGAAGAAGCGGUGCCGCCCGGCGGUUUUCCAUGGUCGAGUUUCGGCUUUGGGGGUCGCGAGCGCGAGGAGCGCGAUAGCGACCAGUUUGGGUCUGUGUUUGAGGAGAUGUUGCGUGAGGAAGGAAUGGCCAGUGAUGAGAAUGGACGGGCUCGUCCCACAUCGCGGUUCUGGUCUGUCGUUGGAGGCGUUAGUGGUGGCGCGCUCGGGUUCAUUGUGGGCAAUCUCCCGGGUGCUGUGGCUGGCGCCGUUGCUGGGAAUCGCCUUGGGGCUGUGCGUGAUGCCAAGGGGAAAAGUGUCUAUGAGGUUUUCUUGGACCUACCGGGGGAGGGUCGCGCGCGGCUCUUAAGUGAGUUGGCGGCGAAGGUGUUCCAGACCUCGCUGGGACGGUAG
Molecule: messenger RNA, 567 nt
Organism: Penicillium lagena
Lineage: Eukaryota; Fungi; Ascomycota; Eurotiomycetes; Eurotiales; Aspergillaceae
Product: putative DnaJ chaperone (Caj1)
Exons: 2
Coding region: 1-567 (188 amino acids)
Source: RefSeq, a predicted model, not a curated record